This is a messenger RNA of Drosophila kikkawai, 2785 nucleotides long. Its product is annotated as GPI ethanolamine phosphate transferase 1-like. Lineage: Eukaryota; Metazoa; Arthropoda; Insecta; Diptera; Drosophilidae. Gene Ontology annotation, molecular function: mannose-ethanolamine phosphotransferase activity. Gene Ontology annotation, cellular component: endoplasmic reticulum membrane. The record is from RefSeq and is a predicted model, not a curated record. Gene Ontology annotation, biological process: GPI anchor biosynthetic process.
AUAUUACAAUUUGUUACUGUCAUUAUCAGAUGCUUACACUAACAUAAAGCUAACAAAAAACAAAAGAACACGUAAUUUUCCAUUGGACAACAUGUGGAGACUACGGGCCCUGGUAGUCCACAUUUUCCUGCUGGUCUCCAUUCUGACCACCUACUUCUCGUCUACCAUCUUACCAGGACUCGUUCCCCAGAAGACAAUGCGUGAGAUGGGUUUCGAACCGCCGGCAGAUCGCCUGGUUGUAUUCCUGACCGAUGGCUUGCGAGCGGCUUCCUUCAUGGCGAGGAACGGAAGAGCGGUGCCGGAUCUGAGUAAGCUAUACCGGACACAGGGCCGCAUAGCCAUCUCCCGCUCCUCGCCACCGACUCAGACCGCCACCGGACACAUCGCCGUCUUCGGCGGCUUCAGACAAGAUCCGACGGCUGCCCUGGUGAACUUUCGCUAUGUUCCCGUUCCAUUUGAUACCGUCUUCAACCGAAGCCGCUUGGCCAUCGGCUGGGUCCAUCCAAUUAUGGAAAAUGUGUUUAUGUAUCUACCGCACGGAGGAGCGCCGCUGCGGUUUACGGUGGGACGCAGAAAAAGUUAUCAAUUCGAUGCUUGGGUCUUCAAAGAGAUCGAAGAAUUCCUGGCCAGGAGGGACAACGUAAAAGAAGUGUACAAUCACAAGGGAGCGGUGUUCUUUGUUUACUUGGCGGAUAUGGAUUUAUGGGCCCAUCGCUACACGCCAUUAAGCCCUAGGUUCAAUCGGCAGCUCCUGCACACUCAGAAGGGCAUUCAUACCUCCUACGAAUUCUUCGAGCAAGUAUUCAACGACAGUCGGACGGCCUAUUUGUGGACCUCCGAUCAUGGAAUGAAGAAUAGUGGAUAUCACGGCACCUCUUCAACUUAUGAAAUAGAAACGCCUUUGUUUAUGUGGGGCGCUGGCGUGAAGCGGACAGUUGGUCCGAAUGCUGUCUUCCCCACCAGGAGGAAUGCAUCUAGGUUGGAACAGAUUCAACUGGCGCCACUGAUGUCGGCUCUUAUAGGCCUUCCACCGCCAAUGAACAACAUAGCCAUGAUGCCAAGGGGGUACCUUAAUGUGAGCACCGAGUACGAAGUUAUGGCACUCCAUCUGAACGCCCUGCAGAUCCUGCAUCAGGCCGAGAUCGUUAUAGCGCGAAAUGAACAUGCUCUCUUCUACGAAUGGCUGCCGACAUUCGAUAGUCUGAAUUUGAAGCAAAUCGCUGACUACAAAGCUAAGUUCAAAUAUUUGGUAUCCCAGGGACACAACCAGGAGGCCAUGAACGAUUGUCGGAGGAUUACCAGAUUGGCUCAAAUGUGCCUGACAUACUACCACGAAUAUUACCAAUCACCGUUGCUGGUGGCCACCACGAUCUCCUACCUAGUCUGGUUAUACUGCCUGCUUCUGCAGCUGACAAGGAUAGCCACGGAAAAUGAACGAAUGGGACUCGCCACCAUGUCGACGGUGGUGCUGUCUGGCCUUGGAAUUAUCCAAGUAGUUCUGUUUGUUCUGCAAAAGGUGCCGCUCCUCACAUCCGUUUGCCUGUUGUUACCAACCUGCUUGCUGAUAAUGGCUCAAGCAGAACGCUCAGCAAAAGGCGAUGUGGUCAAGGCACCUUAUAUGAACAUCCUUUCAAUAUUGGUGCCCGCAGCUCUGGUAAUUCUAAUGGUCUUUGAGCACAGAUAUUUAGCUGAGCUAUAUGCACUACCGGUGUUCCUGCACUAUCAUCGUCUGUUCUCGAAGCCGUCGAUCAAGUUUUUUCUGUGGAUAAGCCUUGUGUGCUUUGUCAGUGGUUCUCUGCUCAUCUCACAAUAUCCAAUAUCUUAUGGGAUCAAUCCUAAAUUCCUUAAAAGUUCAUAUCUGCUGUACACGGGUAUGCUGGUGGCACUGGUACGUCCUCUCGUCUUGCGACACCAGAUUGAUCUACAGGCUUGGGCCAUUAACGCGGUGACCUUGGUGACUGGAGCCUACGGAAUCCAUUUAUUCGACUCGAACAAACGCGUGCCUGGUUACGUUACUGCCAUUAGCUGGUUCUUUUUGGUCUACGCCUUCUUGUCCUUUCGCUACUCCGAUGCAUCCCACAACACCACUAUUAGAAGACUCCAGCUGAUUACUAUGAAUAUGAUCACCUUACACGCCCUGCUCUGCGAACGGUGGGGUUCCUUGGCAAUCCAAUUGCUGGUAACGGAAUUGCUUUUAGGCCUCCAGCAGUACGAGGACGCCAAGCGAUAUGAUGAUGCCGACAAGGAGCCCAAACCUCUACAACAUUUAAAACAAUCGUAUAGGUAUGGAUUCGCUAUAGUCCUGUACUUCUAUGUGUCCUUUUUCCUAGCCGGACAUUGGAUAGCCGAAUUUGCUUUCAAGGCGAACACCGCCCGACUGUUUUAUCCGGACUAUGCCAUGUUAAUUCCCGGCUGCCUAACCAUACUGAAGAUUGUGCUUCCAUCGCUGAUCGUUAUCUCGACCCUGUACGCUCUGGUUCCCUUCGUCCGGCAAAAUAUCAGAUCGACAUUCACCUGCGUCCUGCUCAUCAGUAACGUCAUGGGGCUGUACUUCUGUUACUACGUCCAAAAUAAGGGUUAUUAUAAUAACGUAAGGCACUCUCUGGAUAAGCUGCUAAUCACUCAUGUGGUUAACCUGUUGUUACUGGGAUGUUGUUGCAUCGUUGUGGCUUUUCUCGGCGGCACGGAAAUGGAAAAGUCACCGCGCAAGGACGAGAAACAUGUUCGUUUCACCACGCCCGACGAAGAGAGUGAAAUUUAGUUAAAUAAAAAUUAUUAUUUUAAA